GGUUUGCGAAUGCGAUCGAUUGCGAGAAGUAGUUGUAUGCGGUAGUUAGCGCUCGGUGGGUUCAAAAAAUGGCUCUAUUCAGGAUUACUACCACGAAAUUAGUUGAGGUGCAGAAAAUAUGCCCAUCGGCGACGAUAUUGUUGCGUGGGCUCAGCGCCGAGAACACAAACCUCAAAAGUGUGCUCCAGGAGAAGAUCCCAAAAGAACAGGAGAAAAUAAGAGAAUUCCGUAAAAAGUAUGGCGCCACCAAAGUCGGGGAGGUCACCGUUGAUAUGAUGUAUGGCGGCAUGCGAGGGAUCAAAGGUCUUGUUUGGGAGACUUCAGUGCUGGACCCGGACGAGGGUAUCAGAUUCCGUGGCCUCUCGAUCCCUGAAUGCCAACAGCAGCUUCCUAAAGCCAAGUCUGGCGAGGAACCUCUCCCCGAAGGUCUGUUUUGGCUCCUGGUCACUGGAGACGUACCCACCGAAGCUCAAUCUAAAGCCAUCUCUAAGGAAUGGGCAUCAAGAGCGGAGCUGCCAGCCCAUGUCGUGACAAUGUUGAACAAUAUGCCAAGCAAAUUGCACCCAAUGUCGCAAUUCUCCGCCGCCGUCACUGCCCUUAACAGCGAGUCCAAAUUCGCUAAAGCUUAUUCCGAGGGUGUACACAAGUCCAAAUAUUGGGAGUAUGUUUACGAGGACUCGAUGAAUCUGAUCGCCAAGUUGCCUGUGAUCGCGGCGACGAUUUAUCGUAACACGUACCGCGACGGAAAGGGCAUCGGGGCCAUUGACGACAACAAGGACUGGUCUGCUAACUACUGCACCAUGCUGGGCUUCGACGAUCCCGAAUUCACGGAGCUCAUGCGCCUCUACCUCACCAUCCACAGUGACCACGAAGGCGGUAAUGUCUCAGCCCAUACAACACACUUGGUGGGCUCGGCUCUCAGCGACCCCUAUCUGUCAUUCGCGGCUGGCCUCAAUGGACUCGCUGGCCCUCUUCACGGUCUAGCUAAUCAGGAGGUGCUUGUCUGGCUGGAGAAGCUACGCAAACAGGUCGGCGACAACUUCACCGAGGAUCAGCUCAAGGAGUUCAUCUGGAAGACCCUCAAGUCUGGCCAGGUCGUGCCUGGUUACGGCCAUGCCGUGCUUAGGAAGACUGACCCCAGGUACACAUGCCAACGCGAGUUCGCCCUGAAGCAUUUACCCAACGAUCCGCUAUUCAAGCUUGUGGCAGCAGUUUACAAGGUGGUACCCCCAAUACUCACCGAGCUCGGCAAAGUCAAGAACCCCUGGCCCAAUGUGGACUCACACUCUGGUGUCCUGCUACAGUAUUAUGGUCUGAAGGAAAUGAACUACUAUACGGUAAUGUUCGGUGUGUCCCGUGCGCUGGGCGUGUUAGCGCAGAUGAUCUGGUCGCGCGCGCUUGGCUUCCCUAUCGAACGGCCAAAGUCCCUCAGCACCGAGCUCCUCAUCAAGCAAGUUGGCAAGUAAACUUCUAAUAACCUCGCGCGCGCAGCGGGCCCCCCCACAGCUUGAUUCACACAAACCUAUAGUUUAUUCGAGUUAUGAAUGCAAUACGAAAUUCAAACUGGCCAAUCACAAUUAAUCCAUUCUAUCAGCUCA
This is a messenger RNA of Hyposmocoma kahamanoa, 1598 nucleotides long. It is a transcript of the gene kdn, whose product is annotated as probable citrate synthase 2, mitochondrial. The coding region runs from base 69 to 1466 and encodes 465 amino acids. NCBI's taxonomy places the organism in Eukaryota, Metazoa, Arthropoda, Insecta, Lepidoptera, Cosmopterigidae. The record is from RefSeq and is a predicted model, not a curated record. Gene Ontology annotation, cellular component: mitochondrial matrix. Gene Ontology annotation, biological process: tricarboxylic acid cycle; carbohydrate metabolic process; citrate metabolic process. The transcript has 9 exons.